This is a messenger RNA of Corythoichthys intestinalis (scribbled pipefish), 1448 nucleotides long. RefSeq names its product annexin A4 (gene anxa4). The record is from RefSeq and is a predicted model, not a curated record. Gene Ontology annotation, molecular function: calcium-dependent phospholipid binding; calcium ion binding. Gene Ontology annotation, cellular component: cytoplasm. The transcript has 13 exons. NCBI's taxonomy places the organism in Eukaryota, Metazoa, Chordata, Actinopteri, Syngnathiformes, Syngnathidae. The coding region runs from base 309 to 1271 and encodes 320 amino acids.
UCAAACUGUGAUUUGAUUCGUGUAUAGCUGUAACAUCCGUACUUUGUCAAAAAAAUCGAAAUGUUUAACGCUAAGGUGAGAUAGGAAGUGGCAUAACUAUCUGUGUUCCUGUUUUACUUGAACGCAUCAGCAAAAUGUAUAGCAGCAGAAGGGGUGAAAAUCAUUCAGAGGAGGGGCUUGAUGCUAGCUGAGGGGAAAAAAAGCUCGAGUUUCCGAGUUUACACUGUCUUUUGGUCUCCGAUUGGACUGCACAAUCAACUGCUCAGCUUCCCCUUACCCCUGGUACAGACAUUUCAUCUCAUCUCACUAUGGCUGCGAUUGGAAACCGUGGAACAGUGACCGAGGCGCCUGGGUUCGACCCUGAGGCAGACAUGCAGAAACUUCGUGAGGCUAUGAAGGGAGCUGGCACUGACGAAGCCGCCAUCAUCGAAGUAUUAGCCCAUCGCACCAUCGCCCAGAGGCAGCGUAUUAAGGAGGCCUUCAAACGGGCAGUGGGGAAGGACCUGGCUGAUGAACUGUCCUCAGAGCUGAGUGGGGAUUUCCGGAGCGUGGUUUUGGGUCUGCUAAUGCCGGCACCCGUGUACGACGCCUCUGAGCUAAGAAACGCCAUGAAGGGAGCCGGAACAGAGGAAGCGUGUCUCAUCGAUAUUCUGGCUUCCAGAUCUAAUGCUGAGAUUAAAGCCAUCAUUGCAGCCUACAAGAAGCAAUUCGGGAGGGACCUAGAAGAGGAUGUGAUUGGUGACACUUCAGGAAUGUUCCAGAGGGUUUUGGUCUCUUUACUAACGGCUGGACGUGAUGAAAGCGACCACGUGGACGAGGCCCUGGCUUUGCAGGAUGCCAAGGAAAUCUACGAGGCAGGCGAGGCUCGAUGGGGCACGGAUGAGGUGAAAUUCCUGACUGUGCUCUGUGUCAGGAACCAGAAGCAUCUGUUACGAGUAUUCGAUGAGUACCAGAAGAUUUCGGGCAAAGACAUCGAGGAGAGCAUCAAGGGAGAAAUGUCGGGAAAUCUGGAGGACGUCUUCCUGGCCAUAGUGAAAUGCAUGAGGAACAAGCAAGCAUUCUUUGCCGAACGUCUGUACAAAUCAAUGAAGGGUCUGGGCACCACGGACAGUGUGCUCAUAAGGAUCAUGGUUUCCAGGGCUGAGAUUGACAUGUUGGACAUCAAGGCGCAGUUCCAAAAGAUGUAUGGCAAGACUCUACAGUCGUUCAUUAAGGGAGAUACAUCGGGUGACUACCGCAAAAUCCUACUGGAGCUUUGUGGAGGAGAGUAAAAUGAAGCACCAAAGAGCGAAAUCUCCCAUCCAAAUUAUCAUCCCCAAAGAGUACGAGUAUGGAUGAUGCACUUUUCCUAAACUUCAACGGCCUUGUCUGUUCUCAAUUUCAACAGACCACUUUACCUUGUUUUAUUAUAUCUAUGACCAAUUAAACCAAAGACCAGUGACCUUUUA